AUGGAUUUCCGUAGUCAUCGCACUGAGAUAAUGGCAGAGGAGGAUGCAGCUCAGGCUAAGUUCUUUCAUAGAAGGGUUAUGAACCCGAUAGCUACCCUGCGUGAGUUUUUACUUUAUUUGGUUUUCCUUUUGGAUCUAUCUAUAUUAACCUUUGGAAUGGUCAAUACCAAUAUGUUUUUCUUCACCAAAGCUAUGUCUGUACUCUUCCUGGAAACGAAAUCCUUCAUCAAUGGCAUAAACUUCAGAACAAUAAACAGUAUCGAGAACUUCUGGGAGUAUGUAGAGGGGCCACUCCUGGACAGUCUUUACUGGAAAGAAUGGUACAAUGGCCAGCCUUUGUAUCAAGGCGAGAACUAUAUAUACUAUGAGAAUAUCCUUUUAGGACACCCUCAAAUUCGACAGAUAAGAGUGCGCAACAAUAGUUGUUCUAUUCAUGAAUAUUUUCAGAAGAUGUUUAAAGAUUGUUAUGAUGCUUAUACAUUUGCAACUGAGGAUCAGUCACCAUUUGGCCCCAGAAGUGGACCUGAAUGGGAAUAUCAUGUUCCUAAUAAUGAGUUUGAGCUGUGGCAUUGGGGUAGACUUGGUACAUAUGGCAAUGGAGGAUACAUUUUUGAAUUAACAAGGGAUAAAGUUGCCACUGCUGGGAAGAUUAAACAACUUAAAUCAAAACUUUGGCUUGACAGUGGGAGCAGAGCUGUCUUUAUAGAUUUUACUGUCUACAACGCAAAUGUCAACUUGUUUACUGCAAUCAGAUUGCUGGUGGAAUUUCCGGCAACUGGUGGAGCCAUCCCUUCCUCUGAGUUUUUCACAGUCAAACUGCUACGAUAUGUUUCAAACUUCGACUAUUUUCUAGCUGCUUGUGAAAUUAUCUUUUGUAUCUUUAUCUGCAACUAUCUGACCCAAGAAAUCAUAGAGCUUCACUCUUACAGGAUGGCAUACUUCAAGAAUUUUUGGAAUUGUUUGGAUUUUUUAAUUGUGCUGUUUUCUUUACUAGCCAUUUUUUACAACAUCUUUCGUACAAUAAAAGUAAGCUUACUACUUGAGCAAUUUCUGGAAAAUUCCAACUCCUACCAGAACCUCUACUUUUUGGCUUACUGGCAGAACCGAUAUAAUGUCAUAAUUGCAUUUACUGUUUUCAUUGCAUGGAUAAAGAUUUUCAAAUAUAUUAGCUUCAAUAUGACUAUGACUCAACUGUCGACAACACUGUCUCGCUGUGCCAAAGGAAUAGUUGGAUUUGCCAUAAUGUUUUUUAUUGUAUUUUUUGGAUAUGCUCAGUUAGGCUACCUUAUCUUUGGCACUCAAGUGGAAAGCUAUCACACUUUUGGCAACUGCAUUUUUACACAGUUUAGGAUUAUUCUCGGAGAUUUUGAUUUUCACGAAAUUGAAGAUGCAAACCAAAUUCUCGGACCUGUUUACUUCAUCACGUUCGUAUUCUGUUUGUUCUUUGUACUGUUGAAUGUGUUCUUGGCUAUCAUUAAUGACACGUAUUCUGAAGUCAAGGAUGACAAAACAUUAAAAGAAGUAGAUUUUGACAUUUAUGAUGUGUUCAGAAAGGGCUAUCGUAGCUUCCUUGUGAGACUCAAUUUGAAAAAAACAUCAUCCCCUGCCUACCGGUCAGCUGCCUACAAGGGUGACGAGGAAACUCAGAAAGCUCCAGAGGAUGAUUUUGAAAAGGAUGAAGAGGAUGAACUUACAGAAUCUAAAUUGAGAAUACUGCAUCGACAAAAUAUUGCAAAUAAAUAUUAUUAUACUGAUUCUGCAAAAGAACCCAUUGCCCGACCCAAACCUGUGAAGAAUUCAAAUCAACAGGUUUCUGCUAAAGACUACCAAUUCCUGUUGCUGCGUACAGGUCACCUGGAGGAGAGAAUGAAUGAAAUGAAUUCUAAAAUACUUUGGAUUAUGGACCAGCUUGAGAAACAACAAGCUUUGCAGAACAGAAAAUCAAUUACAUCGAUACCAGAGGACUGAAUUAGAAGAAGACAUUUUGAAGAAAUGGAAGAAAAAUUUAGAAGAAAUGUAGUAUCAUAACUGAAUGCUUAACUCAACAAGAAAAAUGAAAGGACUGCUUUGAAUGAAAAUACUAUAACUGCAAGGGUCCUACUUUUGGAAGCACUGGAUUAGCCAUUUGAGAACAGCCAUUAGUAACAAACCCGAUUUAAUGAAUGUCUUAAUACAUUUAG
Stegostoma tigrinum is the source of this 2180-nucleotide messenger RNA. Its product is annotated as polycystin-2-like protein 2. NCBI's taxonomy places the organism in Eukaryota, Metazoa, Chordata, Chondrichthyes, Orectolobiformes, Stegostomatidae. Gene Ontology annotation, biological process: detection of mechanical stimulus. The record is from RefSeq and is a predicted model, not a curated record. Gene Ontology annotation, cellular component: membrane. Bases 1 to 1968 code for a protein of 655 amino acids. The transcript has 15 exons. Gene Ontology annotation, molecular function: calcium ion binding; calcium channel activity.